GUACUUGAAGGAGAGAGAAAAUUUCAAAGAUCUCAACAACUCUUGCCCAUCGGAGCUUAAGGUCACGAACGCUGAGGCCGACGGCAACGUGGCUUGCAAGAGAGCAUGCGAGACGUAUGACCACAACCUAUUCUCCCUACUCAUCACUGAAGCCCAGAUGGGCCAAAUCGUUGUUUCUUGAACACGCUGCAAAGCUCGUUGUUGAACCGGGGCAUUCGGAUUCCACAGCCGAAUGCGAGCUGUGACACCAUGGUCGCCGACCAGGACCAGAAUGGCCUGAUCUCCGCUGCGGAGCUCCACCUCAUGCUUAACCGGUCCUCUUCCUUCUCCGCCAAGUCCACUUGCAAUCAGACCUACGGGUUCUUGCCGUGCACCACCACCGUCCUUGGAAAUAUCUUCCUCAUCGUCGUCUAUGGCUCAACACAGAUUCCAUUUGAAGUCCUACACUCGAAGCCCGCUUCACAUGAGAGAGAGAGAUGGCGUGGAGCGCGACGAUGAUCGGAGCACUGCUGGGAUUGGGCCCCCAGAUGUACUCAAACGCACUCCGAAAACUCCCUUACAUGCGCCAUCCAUGGGAGCAAGUGGUGGGUAUGGGACUCAGGGCCAUCUUCGUUAACCAGCUCGUCAAAUGGGAUGCUCAGCUCCAGGAGGACCUCGACAAGAUGCUCGCCAAAGCCAAGGCCGCUAACGAGCGCCGCUACUUCAUUCACAACACGUGAUCUUUGACCACGCUAACGUGGCAGGGGUGGACUGAGUAGGCAACUAGGCCCCGUUCUGAGCUGUAGCAACAGUACGGUGGGUAAGGAGGACUUUGUUGAUGUUCUGCUGGUGGGCGAUAGCAAUUAAAAAAAAAAAAAGGAUAGCCAAGUGGUCAGCGAUAAUGGGCUACAAGUGGGCCCUACUCUGGGUCGAUGGUCAAUUUUAUACAAAGUUCAGACGCUCCUCUUCCCUGCUCCCAACGGAAAGCAUAUAAUAUAAUAAUACAGCACAAGAAAAAUAUAUACACGGGCCCACUCUCAGCACGUACCACCAUCCAAUUCUUCUGGUGUAUAUGAUAGAAGGAAGCUUUGCUGGCACUGGAUGAAUACACGCAGGAUGGGACAGUGGAUCUGAGAGGGAACCCAGUUCUGUUGAUUCUGAAGUUAGUGAUCUUCUACUUCAAGUAAGUUUUUCAAUAU
Carya illinoinensis is the source of this 1178-nucleotide messenger RNA. RefSeq lists its product as uncharacterized. The record is from RefSeq and is a predicted model, not a curated record. Bases 477 to 719 code for a protein of 80 amino acids. The transcript has a single exon. Lineage: Eukaryota; Viridiplantae; Streptophyta; Magnoliopsida; Fagales; Juglandaceae.